Messenger RNA from Zasmidium cellare ATCC 36951, 2676 nucleotides. RefSeq lists its product as uncharacterized. Gene Ontology annotation, cellular component: anaphase-promoting complex. Gene Ontology annotation, biological process: ubiquitin-dependent protein catabolic process. Lineage: Eukaryota; Fungi; Ascomycota; Dothideomycetes; Mycosphaerellales; Mycosphaerellaceae. Bases 1 to 2676 code for a protein of 891 amino acids. The transcript has a single exon. The record is from RefSeq and is a predicted model, not a curated record. Gene Ontology annotation, molecular function: ubiquitin protein ligase binding.
AUGGCUGCUACCGCACUUCGACCCGCCCAUGGCGAUGACAUCUUCAGUUCCGUUUUUCCGCCCAAAGACCACACCACGCCGACACCAGAAGCCACACCAAACAUUGGCACGCUUGCCUCGCCUGGAGGGGCAUUCGGCGGCUUCGACAUCCCCAACAACGCAGCAGAUGAGGCUGCAAAGCUCAAUCGAGCCUGGAGCAUCGCGACCAGAUUCUUGACUCUCUCAGCUGGGCUGACUGAGCAAUCAAGAAACUCAACACACUCACCCGACGUCGAUCAUGCCCUUCACUUCCUCCUCGACUCUCCCUCGGCCCGCAAGGAUCUCCUCGACUGGUACAUGCACGAGGUCAGCACUCACUUUCGACACUUCAUCUUGCCGGGGCUUUCAUUCUGGCAGCAGGCGAUACCUGUGGACAAGACACACGACGUCUUUUCGAAGACUGUGCAAGUCCUCAGAAAGGCACAAGAUGUUUACUUGAACACCGGCGACGACUACGAAGAUCGACAUGACCUACAAGAGUUCAUGACGCACAUCAAGCAAGACUUUCAUGUGCUGGUCCUGAACUCCCUACCACGUCAGAGGAUACAGAAGACUCUGGCAAGCUACCUUUUCCAGUCGAUGAAGUCGAGUCUUAAGGACUCGAGUAAUCCAGAGAAAUGCACGAAAUCUGGUCGCUGCCAGUGCCACAUCAACCUAGACUUGGACGCUUUGACAGAACUGCACCACAUCGGACUCGGUGGCAGUCAUGGCCAGCGCGCCUUCGCUCACGCUUUGCACAAGUUCAUCGAAGGGCCUGCUACUGAGCGUAGAUGUUUCCAAGUGGACUGGAAUCACCAUACCUCCGUCAUCGCAAAGCUCCGCACCUGGGUUGAGGACCAAUUCAUGCCAUCCGUUCAGCAGGCUGUCGCCACUCUGACUGGCGAGUCGACCAUCGAACUACCUCUCGAACAGUUCAUGUCAGCGGCUGUAUCCAGCUUCGGUCGACAGCGGGUCAGCGCCCUCUUCGACUACGUGAACAGCUGGCCAGCAAGCGAAGGAGCCAUUCUUGAUAUUCGAGAGUACAUCAACGCCAACGGCCCCGGCGAAAAGGUACAGCUGUGUUCCAGCUUCACUGAUCAGAUACAAAGCAGGCUCCUGCAUGCAGGUGCAAGCACGACGGAGAUAUUGAGCGUCUACAUGAAUGUCAUCAGCGUCUUCAAGCUCUUGGACGCUCGUGGCGUCCUUCUCGAAAAGGUCGCGAUUCCUAUUCGAAGCUACCUCCGCAAUCGAGAAGAUACGGUGCAGGUCAUCGCCGCUAGUCUUCUUGCUGAGGUCGACGAGAAUGGAGAAGUCCACGCUCAUGAUCUCGAGAAGAUCUGCUCCGACAUUACCAUCGAGAUCGCAAAUUCGACAGUCGAUGCCCAAGAUGACAGAUUGUUGAACUGGGAUGAUAUGGAAUGGGUCCCCGAUCCUAUCGAUGCUGGGCCAAACUACAAGUCCUCGCGGUCGGACGACAUUGUCGGAUACAUCCUUGGCCUCUUCGACGCCGACGACUUCAUCAAGGCUCUCGCUGCAGCUUUCGGAGAACAUCUCAUUCGCUCGUCCGACACAGAGCUUGUGAAGGAGCUACGCCUGGUUGAACUUCUCAAGUCCAGGCUGGAUGCGUCGAAGCUUCAACAGGCUGAAGUCAUGCUGAAAGACAUGCGCGACUCUGUCAACCUGAACAGACGCAUCAACCCUACGCAUCACAUGCCGCAGGGAGCACCGAAGCCAACACCUAAAGAUGUUCAAGCAGCCUUACCAGAAGACGGCAUCACCGUGGUCUCUCUUUGGGAGAGGUUUCGAGGUCGUAUGGAGCGGCAGGAAUUUUCUGCUGCGUUGCACCUUGUCGCGCGACACCGCAACGGCCUCUACUUUCCAAAGCGUGCCAGACUUUCUGCUGAAGCUAUGCGAGACUCACCAGCUGCAGCCUCUGAAGAAAUUGGCCUUCACUUUGGGGCCAAGAUUGUCUCUGGUUGUUUCUGGCCGCAACUCAGAGACCUCAACUUCGCCGUUCCCGACCAGAUCAAGCAGCACAUGGCACACUAUGAACAAGCUUUCACAGCCAUCAGCGGGCAAAGAAAGCUGGAGUGGAAGCACGGUGCUGGAAGCGCCGAUAUCAAGCUGGAGUUCGAAGAUCGCGUGGUUGAGGAGAACGGCAUCGAGGAAUGGAAGGCUACCUUGGUGGAUGCAUUUGGACUGCCCACUUACGACAACACCAUGGGUGCAUCCGUUGCAGAGCUCCAGAGCUCACUGCAGAUGGAUGAAGAUCUUGUUCUUAGCGCCCUCAGCUACUGGAUCGGCAAGAAAGUGCUGUACGAGAAGUCUCCAGGCAAGUUCGCGGUGCUGGAGCGACUGGAUAUGCACAUCGAACAGGUUGAAGACACCCAGGCCGAUCUCGAGAUGUUCGAAGAAAUCGAUCCAGAGACGAAGCUGCUUCGCGAGAACGCUCUGAUGUAUCAGAACUUCAUCGAGGGCAUGCUGCGCAACCAAGGCCCGAAGGAGAUUUCAGGCAUGUUAGGCAUCACGGGCAUGAUGAGGAUGGUCCUUCCAGGCUUCGUCCACAGCGAUGAUGAUGUGAAGUGGCUUCUUGACGAAAUGGAGGGCAAGGGCAAAGUCAAGAGCAACGCCGGCGGUACGCUCUGGGCAGUCGUCUAA